Molecule: messenger RNA, 1833 nt
Organism: Solanum pennellii
Lineage: Eukaryota; Viridiplantae; Streptophyta; Magnoliopsida; Solanales; Solanaceae
Exons: 2
Coding region: 179-1558 (459 amino acids)
Source: RefSeq, a predicted model, not a curated record
CUAUCGAACUUAUUAUUUUCCCAUUUAUCUUUCUUUGUUAUUUCAUUAACACGGUAUUAGUAUGACUUCCUCUAAGUGAUUGCCCUUCUAUUUAAGCACAAUUUCUCUUCAUUAUGAACUAACACUUUUUGAGUUUAGAGUUAUACUUCAAGUGAGACUCAAACUUCUUCAUUCUUUUAUGGGGUCUCAAGCUAUGGCUUCGAAGGUAUCAAUCAUGUCAACAUGGACGGUUAAGGCUGCUGGAAGGAGUGUGAUUGAUGAUUGUGAGAUAAUCGAGUUGACACCGUGGGACAUCCUCGAGCUUCAAAUUGAGUAUGGUCAAGGUGGAGUCCUCUGUUACAUGCCUACAUCUCAACAAAUUAAAGAUAUGACAAAAGCAACCAAUACUACAUCCUUGAUGGAUCAUCUUAGAGUUUCACUAUCUCGAGUUUUGGAUUUCUUCCCUCCAUUAUGCGGCCGCCUUGAGGCAGAAGAAGAGCAGAGUGGUGGUUUCUUCAUUAAAUGUAACGACGCUGGUGUUCAAUUCAAUCAUGCCGUAGCUGAUGGUGUUACAGUUGAUGACAUUUUGGAUCAAUCAAAAUGCGUUCCUCAUGUGGUACGUGAUUUUUUCCCAUUAAAUGGAGUUCGAAACAUAGAGGCUACAUCCAAACCAUUCUUAGGUGUGCAAGUAACAGAGCUUGUUGAUGGCAUUUUCAUUGGAUGCACAGGUAAUCAUUCAUUACUUGACGGAUCUUCUUUUUGGCAUUUUUUUACUUCUUGGGCUGAGAUAUCUCGCGGUUUUAAUGUCAUAUCACAAAUCCCCUUUCUGAAACGUCAAUUCCCUUUCAAAAUUGACAAUUUCUCUAAUCGCAUUUCCAUACCAAAUGAAAGAAUCGAUAGCAAUAGCAAUAGCAAUAGCUCACAUGAACAUGAUCCACCAGUAUUGCAAGAUAAGAUAUUUCAUUUUACCAAAGAAAGUAUAGCCAAGCUAAAAUCAAAGGCCAAUGUUGAAAUGAAAACCACCAAGAUAUCUUCUCUUCAAGCUGUGUUAGCUCAUGUUUGGCAAUCCAUUAUACGUUGUCGUAAUCUGGAUCACAACGAAGAGACUACUUUUGAGGUACCAAUGGACAUGAGGAAAAGAUUGAAUCCUCCUUUACCUGAAGGAUUCUUUGGAAAUGCAAUUUACCCUGCAACCAUAACGGUGAAGACAGGGGAGCUACUGAAGGACGGGGGAUUCGAAUGGGCUGCUUUACAAAUAAAUGAGAUGAUUGCUUCUCAUGAUCAUGAAAAAUUCAAGUGCAUAUACGAGAACUGGAUGAACGAUCCAGAGAUAACAAAACUAGGUGAUUUGCCAAGGAAUUACUUCAUGUUGCACAACUCUCCGCGAUUCAAUUAUAAUAAGUAUGAUUUUGGUUGGGGAAAACCAAUUGCACAGAGAGGUGGGAUGUCAAAUAUGUUAGAGGGGAAAAUUGAUGUUUCACCUGGGAUAGAAGAAGGGAGUAUGAUUUUUGAGAUUUGUCUUUCUCCAAAGACAAUACAAGCAUUGGAGGAACAAAAAAUGUUUGUUGAUAUGGAAUGAACAAUUAAAUUAGUAAGUAGUGUAUUCAUAUUAUGCAUGAAAUGAAUAAGGAGAAAAUGUAGUGUCUAAAUUUUUUUAUGAAUCUUUUGUCAGGAUAUAGCAUCACCUGCUGUUUGUAUUUGAGAGGCUGUUUUUAUGUUUUUGAUUUGAGAAGUUACAUUCUUUUCUAGUUGUACUAUCUCUUGUGGUAAAUAUGUGCUUAUUGCAUAUUACCAUAAUAUAAGUUUUUUGUUAUAUUAGUUAUCAUGUUUACGGUUUGCAAUUGCAAGCUUCCA